This is a messenger RNA of Effrenium voratum, 4143 nucleotides long. NCBI's taxonomy places the organism in Eukaryota, Dinophyceae, Suessiales, Symbiodiniaceae. The record is from the annotation of a GenBank genome assembly.
AUGCAAAUGGUCAGCGUGACCUUGAUUGGCAUUCUUGCUUCGGUUGCUACUGUUCGAGCAGAUGCUGGGCAUGAGUGCUCAAACGAGCACUCCACAGGCCAAUUGCUGCUGCAGACUCAAAUGCGCAGUGUUGGCAUAGUUGCAGCUCUGGAGGAGGGCAAUGAGACAGAGGCGCAUUUUCCAGCACAACGAGCCUCAGUGCCUGCGCCGGCAUCCCAGAGCCAGCAAUCCCAUUCCCCUCGCAGUCCUGAACUACGUGCCGUGCAGGCAGUUCAGCCAGAUGAGUUCCAGAUCACGUACGGCGCACAAGUCAAGGCUGUUGCCAUACUGGCGACCCCGCUGUGCCUCGCUGCGUUUGUGAUGCUCCUGUCCUACCUUUGGCUCGCCAAGGAGAACCUCCUGCCUGCAAGGCCUCGUCAAGCACCCCUCGGGGGCCUCGGCCCUGUGAAGAGCUUUCUGACUGCUUCGAGCUUGAUCGGGCAGAAGCCCAAGCCACAAGACACCAAACAAGUGAAAGAGGUGGAGGAGAUCAAGGAGACCUCGGAGCUGUAUGACUCCGAGCCUGUCCAGAACGUAGCAACGCCUGUAAGAUUGCUGCGACAUGACAUCGAGCACACAGGUGGGGAAAUCGUGGUGGAGGCUUUGCGCCUGGCCGGGGUGCGACGUCUCUUCGGCAUCCCUGGGGUGCAGAACUUGGCGCUCUACAACGCCAUCUGCAGCCCCCCCGAGUGCCUUGAGGGCCUGGAUGGGACGGAGCAAGUUGCCAUGCACCUGAUCGGCAACGAGGAGGCUGCAGGGUACAUGGCCUGGGGCGUGUGGCACCAGGAAAGGCGCCUGGGCUGUGCAUGCGUGAUCGGGGGGCCUGGGGUGACCCACGCGCUGGCCGGGAUUGCCUGCGCCUUCCGAGACCGCACCCCAAUGCUGGUGCUCACCGCUGGCGUGCGCGCCGGCGCCGAGCGCUUCCAGCUCCAUGACGUUGACAACCUGGCUGUGUUGCGGCCGGUGUGCAAGGCCUUGUUUCGCCCCUCCAGCGUGGAAGACAUUGGCAAGGCCAUUAGGGAGGCUUGCGUGGCAGCGCUGGAGGGCCGACCAGGGCCUGUGGGAGUGGAAAUUGCUUGCGACCUCUACAACAAAAUGGGCAACUUCGUGUGGGAGGAUGUGACUAUGCCAACUCCGGAGUUGCCCGCGCCUACUAGACUGGUGCCUGCCAUCCAGGAUGAGAUGGUUGACGACCCCAUCGUGGUCUUCAUCAGAUUCCUGACGUCCGAAGCUGCCAAGCAGGGCCUGGAGUGCUGCGUGGUGGCAGAGCCUGGCCGCUGCGCGCGCCUGGCCGCCGCCGUGGGCUGCGCCUCCGUGGCGCCGGGCUGCGGGGCGCGGCCCUCCGCCUACGCGGCGGAGAGCCCCGGGGCGGCGCUGCCGGCGGCGGUGGCCAUGGCCAGGGGCCAGGCGGACCGCCAGGACCCUCGCCGCGGCAACGUCGACAGACGUGGCCUCGUCAUCGCGCUGAUGGAGGACAUGGCGCUGGUGCCGCAGGGCCUGGAGCUCUCCCAUGCACAUGGCCUUCCACUGCUGCUGGUAACUCUGUCCAGUUCCGGGGUGGAUGGCCAAGGGAUGGCGCGGAGUAUGGGCAUUGCAGCCUACGAGAUGGCAACCCCCACGCACUCCCAGAACCACACCAAUGCGAUACUAGCGCUUCAAGGGGCAGCCUCUUGUCAGACCUCUUUGCUGACUGUGCAGGCUGCAGGUGCUGAUGCCAGCAAGUGCCUCUUCGAUGUUCAGAUGCCGGCGACAUUGCCUGCUGCCUGCAACUCGCUGGUGAGUGCGCUUGCUGGCUCUGGGGUGCAGCUGUUGUGCUCAGCUGCCGCCAACCCUGCCCACAAGAGAAUGCUCCAAGCGCUGCAAGACGCUGCGCAAGGGAGAGACGUGACUGUAGUGAGUUGCACUGAUGCACAGAGUGUGGGCUUUAUUGCUGAUGGCGCGGGGCGGUGCUUCAUCAGCAAAAACACUGCCGUGGGAGCCUGCCUUUUGGAUUCUUUGGAUGCAUUUUCGCUACCGACGCUGUCAGGCGUGGGGGAGGCCUGGCAAGAUGGGGUGCCGCUGCUGCUGAUUGUGCUUAGCACGCAGCCAGAGAACGAGGGCGGGCUGGGGCCGCUGACGGAGUUCUCCAAGAAGCUGCUGGUGGCCGGCGAGGAGAGCUCUUGGGAGGAGCAGGCGCACGCCGCUGCCUCGCUGGCCGCCGCGGCGCCCAGCGGCCCGGUGGUGCUGCUGCUGCCGCGCCAGCGCUUCCUCGGAGCGCUGCGCCAGGCGCGCCAGGACGGGCCUCGGGGGCCCUCGCUGGUGGCCACGCCCUUCCAGCCGGAGGUGCCCCGGGUGCUCAAGGCAGCCCCGGUGCCCAUGGAGUCGCCUUGGUCCCCCGCCAGUGGGGCGGAGCAGGCGCUGCGACUUCUGCUGGCGGCCAAGCGGCCCUGGAUCCACGUGGGAAUGGGCUGCGCCACAGAGGAGGCCGGGGGUGACCGGGGCCUGGUGCAGCAGUUGGCAGAGCUGCUGGAGGCGCCGGUUUCGAGCACCUUCUCCGGGAAGGGAGUGCUGCGGGAGGACCAUCCGCUUUGGCUUUGGCCCAUUGCCGGGCCCGCCAUGCCCCUCCCGCUCAGAGAGGUGGCGGACAGCUGUGACGCCGUGAUCAUUCUGGGGGCGCAGAUGGGGGAGAUCGCCUCAUGCCGCCGCCAGUGGCCUGCACGCAGGAUGAAGGUGGUGCAUGUUGACGCGGACCCCUGCGUGCUGGGGGCCAACUUCGCGCCGGACGUGGCGGUCCUCGGGGACGUGGUGGAGGUCCUGCGGCUCUUGCUCGGCUUGCUGCAGCAGCAGGGCCUGGCGCCCAACCGCCGCGCGUCGGCCGCGGGCGAUCUCCACGACCCCGAGCUGCGCGCAGAGCUGCGCAGGGGCCACGAGUUGCUCCGCGCACAGAUGCGCGCGGAGGCGCAGCAGCUGCCGAUGCAGCACCAGUGCUCCCCUUUCGGCCUCUACGGCGCCUUGCAGGAGGCAGUGCCUCCUGAGGAGGCGGUGUUCGUGGCGGACUCGGGGAACGGGACCGUCCUCUCUGCAGAGUUCCUGCGCCUGGCGGGCUUCCGCAGGUUCCUCGCGCCCACGGACUUCUCUUCGAUGGGCUACUGCGUGCCCGCAGCCAUCGGGGCGGCACUGGCCGCACGCGCCAAAGGCAAGCGCGUGGUGUCUGUCGCGACGGUCGGUGAUGGCGCCUUCUUGAUGACUGGCAUGGAGAUGGUGACGGCCCUUGCCAUGCAGCUCCCGGUGAUUUGCGUGAUUCUGAGAGAUGGCGAGCUGGGGAUGAUCUCUGGGCUGCAGCGGGCCCAACAGAAUGAGGUCUACUGCACCCACGUGCCGGAGCUGAUGGAUAUGGCGGCGCUGGGGACCUCCAUGGGCCUGCCCUCACGCCGGGUGAGCUCCGACAAGGAGGCCCAGGAGGUGGCAGAGUGGGCCUAUGCGCAUUGCUCUAGCGGCAAGGGUCCUGUGCUCAUUGAGGCCAUGGUCUCCUAUGCUGCGCCCUCCUUCUACGCGCGGGGCGCCACGGGCCAGGAGCCCAGCGCCCAGGUGGCCCUGCUGCCGGUGGAGCCCCUGCCUCUUACGCAGCUGCCACUGCCGCCCUCGACCCGGUUGGAUGAGGAAGCCCGUGCAUUUGCCAAGACCGCCUUGGACAGCUGCCGUCGCUCUGGUGUUUGGGACAUCUCAGAGUGCCUGCGAGCGGCUGUGUUGGCGGCGCCGGAGGUGGAUGGGGCCGUGCAGGACGGAGAAAGCUCCUGGAGCUAUGCGGAGCUUGCCUCCCGGGUCUUCCACCUUCGCCAAAAGCUGCUGGAGCUUGGGGUCUCUAGGGGCCAGCGGGUGGGCGUGAUGAUGCCCAACUCGGCCCAGCACCUGGUGGCGCACUUUGCCAUCACCAGCCCCAAGCUCCGGGCGGUGGUGCUGAAUCUCAGCCCUCGGCUGCAGCCCCCAGAGCUGCUGAGGCUCUUGGAGGAUGCCCAGCCUGUCGCGAUGAUCUGCCACCAAGACAGCGCACUGUUGCUGGCCGCCACGGUUGAGAGCUGCGGGAAACGCUGGCCCAUGCUUUGGUCAGGUGCAUCCGAAUGUUGA